UACGACAACUACAGACAUUAAUAAGCUGCACAAUGAAGAAAGUAUUCACAGCCGAGCAAAUUUCCAACUGGUUCACCUCCGGGGCCACAUUUGCCAACAUUAAGCUCACAGAAGACGUGGUCGAAAAGAAAUUGUCCGAGCCGUCGUCGAAAGAGACGAGCCCAGUAACGGUUCCUGAUGAAGACAGCCUGAAGAGUUUGAACAAGAAAAAAGAUCACCGACCACCAAUAAACUGCCAUGCUUUCAUUUCUGAAUCCUUAGGAAGCCCCCCUCCUCCACUUGCAAGCUACAAGUAUCCCAGCUUGCCCAUUACCAAAAACAGACAGGAGCUGAUUUCUCUGAUAGAAAACAACUCUGUCGUGAUUAUUCGAGGAGCCACAGGCAGUGGCAAGACCACCCAGCUGCCGCAGUACAUUCUGGACCACUACAAUGACAAAAAUGCCUCUUGCAACAUUGCGGUCACGCAACCACGCAGAAUUGGUGCCACCAGUAUUGCUCGAUGGGUCGCCAAUCAAAGAAAGUGUACCUAUGGUAGUCUGGUUGGAUAUCAGGUUGGACUGGAGAAGAUGGCUACUGAGCACACUCGACUAAUCUACAUGACAACAGGAGUGCUGCUGGAAAAACUGGUUACUGCCAAGACCCUCACAGAGUACUCUCAUAUUUUUAUUGAUGAGGUUCAUGAGCGCACUGAGGAAAUGGACUUUCUCUUGGUGGUUGUAAGGAAACUUCUUAACUCCAACUCUCGUUAUGUGAAGAUAAUCCUCAUGUCAGCCACCAUCAACUGCAGACAAUUUGCAGAGUACUUCAGCACCCCUGUUCGUGGAAAGAUGAAUCCCGCCUAUGUGUUUGAGGUUGAGGGAGCACCUUAUAGCAUUGAGGACUUUUACCUGGAUGGCCUUCAGGACUUCUGUCCCUUUAAUCUGGAUUCAGUACAUUUUGAUGAUCCCUAUAUCUCAGUUGAGAUGUACGACUUUGCCAUCUGCCUCAUUGAGAGCUUUGACAAGAUGGAGAGCCAGAAUACCAGUGAUGCAGAGAAAGAAGGCGACAUGAAUUUCCUAGAGAGAGGCAGUGUCCUUGUUUUCCUCCCGGGCAUACAUGAGAUAAGAUAUAUGCAGGAAGCCCUGGCCAAGCUGGUCCACAAGAGGUUGCAGGUUUAUGCCCUCCACUCCACUCUAACUAUGGAUGAGCAAUAUGGUGUAUUCCGGUCUCCUGUGCCUGGAUACAGGAAGGUCAUCCUUUCCACCAACAUUGCAGAAAGUUCCGUGACUGUGCCCGAUGUCAAAUAUGUUAUUGAUUUCUGCAUGGCCCGUCAGUUGGUUUGUGACAAAGAAACCAAUUAUCAGUCUUUGCGUCUCACAUGGGCAUCAAAGAACAACUGCAACCAACGUAGAGGAAGGGCAGGUAGAGUUUCCAAAGGCUACUGUUACCGUCUUGUCAGCAAAGCCUUCUGGAGGGAUGAAAUCCCAGACUACAUGAUCCCUGACAUGCUGGUUGCCCCCCUGUCCACCAUAUUGCUGAAGGUGAAGUUGUUGGAUAUGGGAGACCCUCUAUCUCUCCUUUCGACAGCUCCCUCACCACCAAACCUUGACCAGAUUGUUAAGACCGUGCUCCAACUGAAAGAGAUGGGGGCCCUGUCUGCUAAACAGGAUAGUAAAUGUCAAAAUGAAGAUGGUGAGCUGACGUUCCUGGGCCGAGUGUUGGCCCACUUACCCGUGGACCUUUACCUUGGCAAGAUGAUUGUCCUAGGCCAUGUCUUUGGUUGUCUAGAUGAGUGUCUCAUCAUAGCUGCAUGCAACUCUCUGAAGAGCUUCUUUGCCAUACCUUCAAUGCAGCAGCUUGCCGGUCACAGGAGCAAGCUGGCCUUUGCCCAAGGCAGUCAAAGUGAUUCCAUCGCAUUUGUCAACACCUUUAAGACAUGGCUCUCCUUCAAAAAGCAAGGACAGUUGAGAAACUUGAAGGAUGAACUGGACUGGGGAAAAGAGAACUUCAUUCAGAUCAAGAGGAUCCGAGAGGUUGCAGAGCUGUAUGAAGAUCUGAAAAAACGUGUGAAACAGUUCAACAUCUGUGUGACGGAAAACAGCCAGCCCUUAGACUACACCAGCAUGCACACACAGAAGUUAAUUCUUCAGAUGGUCAUUGCUGGUGCCUACUACCCCAACUACUUUGUACAAGGGGAGAUCGAUGAGGAUCUGGCUUCCAGAGAGUUGAGUGGCUUAAACCCGAGAACGACUGUGAUGGUGAGGAACCUCCCUCCCUACAGUUUUCUUUACUACAAGCAGCUGCAGUCUCUGUUUCGCCAAUGUGGACAGGUCAAAGCCAUUUCUUUUGAGAGCUCCAGAGCAUAUGUGGAAUUCUACAGGACAUCACAUGACUCCGCAACCCUGCCUGAGGUGUCGCUCGCCCUCCUCCUGGCCCAGCAGAAACCUGGCCUAGAGCUUUCAGUCUACCCCACAGAACAAAUCGAAAUAUAUGCCAGGAACAGACAAAUUACUCACAUGAAAUUUGCACGGGUGAAUGUUGACUUACUAAGUCAAUCAGUCUAUCCAGUGGGAGUGGUUAGUAGCACCCUUGACCCAGACAAACUGCCUCCAAACCUAAUUUUUGCGGUGAACGUCACAACGGUGGUGGACGUGGGUCAUUUCUGGGGAUUCCAGGCAGAUGAAGCCAGUUUGCAGAAGCAGCGCCAACUAACAGGAGAGAUCAAUAUGCGCACCCUGCAACCUGUGACUGUGUCGCUCUAUCCCAACCUUCUUUGCCUGGCGCCUUACUCUGAGGUAAACGAGCAGAGCCUCUACUACCGGGCCCAGAUCCAGCACAUACGUGGAAACACAGUGGAGGUGUUCUUCUUGGACUUUGGGAACACAGUGUCUGUCCAAUGCAACAGCCUGAGGGAGCUCCCAUCUGACCUCCAGUCUCACCCCUUCCAGGCUCAGGAGUUCCAAGUUAUUGAAAUGCGUCCAUCAGCUGAGUCCAUCAUCUGUGGCAACCAGUGGAGCAGCCGUGCCCGUCAUCAAUUCAUGGCACUGGUGAAAGGCCGCUCUGUCAUUGUUUCACUGUACUCUAUUCUCCACGAAGUGAUGCGUGUGCAGCUGCUCAUGAGUAGCGAUAAAAGCAUAGUCGACAUCUUUGUGGAAGAGGGUCACGCUGUCCAUGUUGAAGAGAGCUUUGAUUCCAAGCAAAACCAUGAGGUGCUGAUUUCUCUGUACAAAGACAUCAAAACAGGCAUGUACGUCCCCAAUGCUGCCAGCAGUUCCUGGAAGGAUCGCAAGAAAGAGGAGAAGGAGCUCAUUGACUGCCUCCUCUCCUACUUUUCCAAGCGCACCAACCCUUAUUCCAGGACAAAGGUUCGUCUGUAUGGACCAAGCAGUCCUCACAAAAUCCAAUUCCACUGCUUGUACAACAACACGUACAGCAAGACUGUGUCCAUAGAUCGAUACAGCAUCAACAGCAUGGCUCUGAACGAAAACCCUCACUACAAGCACCAGAGAAUGCUGGUGGCUGGGAGUGUGUUCAUCAGAUCAUCAGGUAACAACAUUGUUCCAAGAGACACCUCCAUCAUGCCAGACAUCCCUGGACUACCUGCAAUUGUUUCAAUGCUCUUCACCCCCAUCAUGGAGUUGCGCACUGAUGAAGAGAAGACUCACUUCACCGGAGUACUCUGUGGUUUGGGGUGGAACAAUGAAACACAAGAAGGCAUCCUGCCUGAACAUGACAUGGAAAUGGCCUUUGACGUUAAGUUUGAUGUUGAAGACAUCACUGAGAUAAAUGCUUUGCGAGUGGCUAUCAACCGCCUGGUGUGUGAAGGUCCGAGUGGCACCAUCCACUUGGGACCCGACAGGAUAGGCCAAUUUCAGGAGGACUGUCGUGAACGUCUCAUCAGAUUGUUCACCAAGUCACCUCCGAGGGAAUCUGUCACUCCAGUGCACUACGAAAAAGCAGGGAGGUGGAACCAGGUUGAGCCUUCACUCAAAAUGGACAGCACUGAGGUUGGAACUGGCAAAUCAAGAGGAGUUCUCUUUGAGCUACAUCCCCUCAUUCUCCUCAACAACUGAUAAGCUAUGCACUGCAUUUGCACUAUUUCCUCUCUUUAUAUUUUAAUUUACUUCAGGAGUUUACGAUUUAUUUUAACUUCCAGUGGGACUGUAGCUUUCAAAGGCAGUUUCU
This is a messenger RNA of Phycodurus eques (leafy seadragon), 4164 nucleotides long. It is a transcript of the gene tdrd9, whose product is annotated as tudor domain containing 9. The transcript has 35 exons. Bases 33 to 4052 code for a protein of 1339 amino acids. Gene Ontology annotation, molecular function: ATP binding; RNA binding. NCBI's taxonomy places the organism in Eukaryota, Metazoa, Chordata, Actinopteri, Syngnathiformes, Syngnathidae. The record is from RefSeq and is a predicted model, not a curated record. Gene Ontology annotation, cellular component: intracellular anatomical structure.